AUGCUGGACCCGUCCUCCAGCGAAGACACCGGCGGGGAGUCCGACCCAGAAGUUGUCCAGGAGGCUCCGAGGAAACCGGCUGCGUCCUCGGCGGGGAAACGGGGGAACAACAGCCGGGCGGGCGGCCAGCAGCGACAGGUCCCUGCACCUGGAGGCGCCCCCGGCAAAGGUGCGAAACAAAACAAUGCUACAGGUGAAGAGGAGGAGGAGAGGAGGGAGCGGGAGCGGAUUCAGAAGGAGGAAGAGGAGAGGAAAAUUAAACUGCAGAUUUAUGUGUUCGUCCUGCGGUGCAUAGCCUACCCGUUCAACGCCAAGCAGCCCACCGACAUGGCCCGGCGGCAGCAAAAGGUGAACAAGCAGCAGCUGCAGGCGGUGAAGGACAGAUUUCUGGCCUUCCUCAACGGGGAGACGCAGAUUGUGGCGGAUGAAGCUUUCUGCAACGCCGUGAGGAGCUACUAUGAGGGCUUCCUGAAGAGCGAGCGCGUUUCCCGGAUGGUUCAGAGCGGCGGCUGCUCGGCCAACGACUUCCGCGAGGUCUUCAAGAAGAACAUCGAGCGGCGCAUUCGCAGCCUCCCGGAGAUCGACGGCCUGAGCAAAGAGACCGUGCUGAGCUCCUGGAUCGCCAAGUACGACGCCAUCUACAGGGGGGACGAGGACAUGCGGCGGCAGCCACAGCGGGCGCACCUGAGCGCCGUGUCGGAGCUCAUCCUCAGCAAGGAGCAGCUGUACGAGAUGUUCCAGCAGAUCCUCGGCAUCCGGAAGUUCGAGCACCAGCUGCUGUACAACGCCUGCCAGCUGGACAACGUGGACGAGCAGGCGGCUCAGAUCCGCAGAGAGCUGGACGGCAGGUUACAACUGGCCGAGAAGAUCGCCAGGGAGAGGAGAUACCCAAAGUUUGUCUCCGCUGACAUGGAGGCUCUGUACGUGGAGGAGCUGCGUUCGUCCGUCAACCUGCUGAUGGCGAACCUGGAGAGUCUGCCCGUGUCCAAAGGAGGUCCGGACUUCAAGCAGAAGCUCAAACGCUCCUCUAUGAACAACUCCUUCCUGGACAUGGGAGACGAGGGAGACAUCCUGUCCAAGUCUGACGUCGUGCUGUCCUUCACUCUGGAGAUCGUGAUCGUGGAGGUCCAGGGUCUGAAGUCCGUCGCUCCAAACCGGAUCGUUUACUGCACCAUGGAGGUGGAGGGAGGAGAGAAGCUGCAGACGGACCAAGCUGAAGCCGCCCGGCCACAGUGGGGGACUCAGGGGGACUUCACCACGACUCACCCUCUGCCCUCGGUCAAAGUAAAGCUGUUCACAGAGAGCACCGGGGUCCUGGCUCUGGAGGACAAGGAGCUGGGCCGGGUGGUCCUGAACCCAACCACCAACGGACCAAAGCAGGCCGAGUUCCACCGGAUGGUCGUCCCCAAGAGCAGCCAGGACACUGAGCUGAAGAUCAAGCUGGCGGUCCGCAUGGACAAACCCCCCAACAUGAAGCACAGCGGGUAUCUUUACGCUGUGGGACAGAGAGUGUGGAAACGCUGGAAAAGAAGAUAUUUUGUUCUCGUUCAGGUGAGUCAGUACACGUUUGCCAUGUGCAGCUACAGAGAGAAGAAGGCGGAGCCUCAAGAGCUAAUGCAGCUGGAGGGCUACACGGUGGACUACUGCGACCCUCAGCCAGGUCUGCAGGGCGGCCGGGUGUUUUUUAACGCGGUGAAGGAGGGCGACCUGGUGAUGUUCGCCUGUGACGAUGAGCAGGACCGGGUGCUGUGGGUCCAGGCCAUAUACCGGGCCACCGGGCAGUCCUACAAACCGGUCCCCCCGCUGCAGAACAAAACCGCAAACUGCAGAGGAGGACUUCAGAAACCAGCGUCCCCCAUCAGUAGGUUCUGAUCCUCACUGGGUCUGGAUCCGUCUCAGCGGCAGGGGGUGGAGGAGCUGAUCUCUGCAGCGCCGAGUCGCUUCGACCACGCCGCCCUGUUCGCCAUCUUACAGAAACACACUCUGCAGCACCGCAUGAACGACUCCUUCUCCUGCCUGGGUUGGUUCAGUCCCGGUCAGGUGUUCGUCCUGGAUGAGUACUGCGCUCGGUACGGCGUUCGAGGCUGCCACCGUCACCUGAGCUACCUGAAGGGUCUGAUGGAUUAUUCGGAGAACAACGCGCUGGUCGACCCCACGCUUCUGCACUACAGCUACGCCUUCUGCGUCUCCCACGUCCACGGGAACAGGCCUGACGGGAUGGGCACAGUGACCGUGGAGGAGAAAGAGCAGUUUGAGGCCAUCAGGAGUCGCCUCAUGGCUCUGCUGGAGAACCAGAUCACACAUUUUAGGUACUGCUUUCCCUUCGGACGACCAGAUGGGGCCCUGAAGGCAACACUCUCCCUGCAGGAACGGGUGCUGAUGAAGGACAUCACCACGCCCGUCCCUCCUGAGGACAUGAAGAAACUGGUGCAGACGUGUCUGGAGAAAGCGGCUCGGCUCAACUACAGUCAGCUGAUCGACUACGCUCAGAUCAAAGGUCGGAUGGACGCUCAGGCAGCUCCAGAGAAAAGACUGGAGGACAUGAUGAGACUGGGAGAGCUCUGCAUCGAAGUCCUGCAGCAGAACGAGGAGCAUCACUCUGAGGGAAGAGAGGCUUUCUCGUGGUGGCCGGAGCUGAUGGCCGAACACGCCGAAACAUUCCUGUCUCUGUACAAAGCCGACAUGGACGCCGCUCUGCAGGUCCAGGCGGUCGACUCCUGGGACAGCUUCCCACUGUUCCAGCUCCUCAACAACUUCCUGCGAACUGACCCUCACCUGUGUAACGGGACGUUCCACAAACACCUGCAGGACCUGUUCGUGCCCCUGGUGGUGCGCUACAUCGACCUGAUGGAGUCGUCCAUCGCCCAGUCCAUCCACCGCGGCUUCGAGCAGGAGACCUGGCAGUCCGUCAAGUCACUGACUAACAAUCUAGCGAGCGUUCCUCUUCCCAAAGUCCCCAGCCUUCCCCUCACGCUGCCGCAGAUGCCCAGUUUCUCGGCACCUGCCUGGAUGGGACCUCUGUGUGAGAACACUAACGGCUCGGCCACCUCCGAGGAUCUGUUCUGGAAGCUGGAUGCUCUGCAGAUGUUCGUGCUGGACCUCCACUGGCCGGAGCCCGAGUUCGCCAAACAUCUGGAGCAGAGACUCAAACUGAUGGCCAGCGACAUGAUGGAGGCCUGCGUCAAGAGAACAAAAUCUGCAUUCGACGCCAAAAUGCAGAAAGCGAGUAAGUCGACGGACUUCCGGGUGCCGCUGUCGGUCUGCACCAUGUUCAACGUGCUGAUGGACGCCAAGAAGCAGUGCUCCAAACUCUGCGUGCUGGACACGGGGCAGGAGCAACAGUACCACUCCAAAAUCGAUGUCCUGAUUGACGAGGCAUUCAAAGAAAUGAUUUCUUCCCUCGUCUCAAAGUUUGCCGGUGUUUUAGACGGCGUCCUCUCCAAGCUCUCCAGAUACGAUGAAGGGACAUUCUUCUCUUCAAUCCUCUCUUUCACAGUGAAAGCAGCUGCCAAAUAUGUGGAAGUCCCUAAACCAGGGAUGGAUCUGGCCGACACCUACAUCACCUUCGUACGGCAGAACCAGGACAUCCUCCGAGACCGCGUCAACGACGAGCUCUACAUCGAGGAGGUGUUUGACCAAUGGUAUACCGGCUCCAUGAAGGCGCUGUGUGUUUGGUUGACUGACAGACUGGACCUGCAGCUCCACAUGUACCAGCUGAAAACACUCAUCAAGAUUGUCAAGAAGACCUACCGUGACUUCAGGCUGCAAGGCGUCCUGGACGGCACACUGAACAACAAGAGCUAUGAGACCAUCUACAACCGGCUGACGGUGGAGGAAGCCACGGCAGCCGUCAAGGCAGGCGACGGCCUGCAGGGCAUCAGCAUGAGAGACAGCGACGAGGAGGACGACUAAACUCGCACACAAACACACCCUCCCUUCACACUCCCUGUUUCCUACUUGAUUGUCAUCCUUCCUAACAGAUCAGGAGCUUCUGUCA
Molecule: messenger RNA, 3997 nt
Organism: Seriola dumerili (greater amberjack)
Lineage: Eukaryota; Metazoa; Chordata; Actinopteri; Carangiformes; Carangidae
Gene: cadps2
Product: calcium dependent secretion activator 2
Exons: 29
Biological process (GO): positive regulation of exocytosis; dense core granule exocytosis; synaptic vesicle exocytosis
Cellular component (GO): glutamatergic synapse
Source: RefSeq, a predicted model, not a curated record